This is a messenger RNA of Harpegnathos saltator (Jerdon's jumping ant), 903 nucleotides long. RefSeq names its product mediator complex subunit 6 (gene MED6). Gene Ontology annotation, biological process: regulation of transcription by RNA polymerase II. The record is from RefSeq and is a predicted model, not a curated record. Gene Ontology annotation, cellular component: mediator complex. Bases 99 to 779 code for a protein of 226 amino acids. Gene Ontology annotation, molecular function: transcription coregulator activity. NCBI's taxonomy places the organism in Eukaryota, Metazoa, Arthropoda, Insecta, Hymenoptera, Formicidae. The transcript has 5 exons.
AGGCUAAAAUUGAGGAAGAUAAAUUGAGGAAGAUAAAUAUAAUUGAACCAUCAGAUGUUAACGUGUAUUUUAUAAAUGUUUAUUAAUUGAAUGUGAAGAUGAUGCCUGGGAAAGCACCUACACAAGAAAAUCUAUUAGGUCUAUCCUGGCAUGAUAGUGCCUGGAUUCCUGUUCUUAAUCCAAGUAACAUUAUGGAUUACUUUUCGGAAAGAAGCAAUCCAUUCUAUGACAGGACCUGUAAUAAUGAAAUAGUAAAAAUGCAACGUUUAAGCCCUGAUCAAUUAACUAAUAUGACUGGCUUGGAAUAUAUAUUGUUGCAUGUGCAAGAACCAAUCCUCUAUGUAAUCAGAAAACAACAAAGACAUUCACCAACUACAGCAGUUCCUCUUGCUGACUAUUAUAUCAUAGCUGGCAUAGUAUAUCAAGCACCAGAUCUAGGAUCUGUUGUAAGCUCUAGACUGUUUUCCACAGUUCAUCAUGUGCAAUCUGCCUUUGAGGAAGCUAUUUCUUAUUCUCGAUAUCAUCCUAGUAAAGGUUAUUCCUGGGAUUUCACAAAUGGCAAAGCUUGGGCUGCAAAAGAACCAGUACGUGAGGAACCUAGCUCAUUGUUUCAGCGACAGAGAGUGGAUAUGUUACUUGCAGAGCUUACUCGUAAAUUUCCUUUACCAGUGCCUAAACCAGUGCAUCAAACAACAGAAGCUUCCAUUGAAAUUAAACAAGAACCAAAAAGUGAGAAGAAGGAAAUGAAACCACCACCAGAAAAGAAACCAAGGACAUAAGAAUUUGCAAAUAUAUUUAUGUAACUUUAUGUAAUAAGCCAAAAAAUAGUAAAAUAUAUUUAAGUAAAAUUUCUCUUGUAAGAUGAUGUAGUUUAGGUAGAUGAUUAAAUUAAAUUAACAAUGA